AUGGUCAAUUUUUACCAUGGCUUCAUCCCCCAUUGUGCUGGCAGGCUACAUCCUUUGCACAAACUAUCAUCCUCUGCCGAUUUUAUUUGGUCCCCUGAAUGCGAGGAAGCAUUCCAGUUCUGUAAAUCCGCCCUAGCUAGUGCAACACUGUUGGUUCAUCCGCAUUAUAAUGCACCAACCAGUAUAACAUCUGAUGCCUCAGAUCUAGCUGUGGGAGCCGUCCUUGAACAAUUUAUCGAUUAUGAGUGGCGUCCCAUCGGUUUCUUUUCUCGCAAGCUACAGCCGGCAGAAACACGUUACAGUACGUUUGACCGAGAGCUGCUAGGCGUUUACUUAGCCCUUCGUCAUUUUCGGUGGUUUAUCGAAGGUCGUGUGUUCUACGUGUACACUGAUCACAAACCCUUGACUUUUGCGAUCUCAAGUGGGUCAACCCAACGCUCUCCACGGCAAAUCCGGCAGUUGGCUUUUAUUUCUGAGUUUAGCACCGACCUGUGA
Messenger RNA from Paramuricea clavata, 495 nucleotides. The record is from the annotation of a GenBank genome assembly. Lineage: Eukaryota; Metazoa; Cnidaria; Anthozoa; Malacalcyonacea; Plexauridae.